Colletotrichum chrysophilum is the source of this 1233-nucleotide messenger RNA. RefSeq lists its product as uncharacterized. The record is from RefSeq and is a predicted model, not a curated record. Bases 1 to 1233 code for a protein of 410 amino acids. NCBI's taxonomy places the organism in Eukaryota, Fungi, Ascomycota, Sordariomycetes, Glomerellales, Glomerellaceae. The transcript has 2 exons.
AUGUACGCUCCCGGCUACGGCUUUCAGGUCUCCAAUGUCCCUCCGACCUUCAACAACGCCGCCCCACCUCCAAAUCAGAACCCUCAUAUGCAGCAAGGCUCUGGCCCUACUCAGCCAGGCCAGCAGAUGAUGUACAACCCCAACCAAUUCGCUGGCAUGUCUGGUGGCCAGCCAGGCUUUGUCGGAGGUCCCAAUCCUGCGAUGAUGUCUGGCGCUGGUCCUGCAGGCAUGAUGCAGAACGCCGGCAUGCCGCACAUGGCCGCCAAUGGUCAGAUGGCCUUCCAAAACCCGUAUCAGGGCAAUCCCUACGGCGGUAACAUGCCCGCGCCGGGCGGCCAACAUCCCAACUUUGGGGGAAUGCAGGGCUUCCCGAUGAACGCGGCCAUGACGCCUCAGCAGCAGCAGCAGAUCAUGAUGCAGCAACAGCAGCAGCGUAUGCAGGCGCAACAGCAAGCGCAACAGCAACAGCAACAACAAGGGCAGGCAAACGCUGGUGGGAUGCCGUUGGGAUCGACACCGCAAAGACCGAUGAGCGCGGCGCAAGGGGGUCACGGGUCACCAAACAGUGCUAUGCAGCAUCAGCAGCAUCAGCAACAGCAGCAGCAACACCAUCAACAGCACGCCCAGCAACAGCACCCGCAACAUCCCCAACAGCAGCAGCAGGGCCAGCCCCAGCAGCAACAUCCACAGCAAGGCCAACCUCAACAACCCCAGCAACCACCUCAUCAGCCGCCUCAGCAGCAACAACAACCUGGUCAGCAGCAACAGCAACAGGCGCAACAGCAACAACAACAACAACAACAACACCAACAGCAGCAGCAGCAACAGCAACACGCCCAACACCAACAGCAAAAACAGCAGCAGCAAUCUCAAUUCCCAACUCCACAGGCCCCGUCGCACGGCCAGCCGCCGGCAACGACAGCACCUCAGCAGCAGCAGCUCGCGGCCUCUGUUACCACCCCCCAAACCCCGACCUUUCCCCCACACAACCAGAAUGCGACGGUCAAUGGCACCUCCACGGUGUCUACGCCCUUGAGCCCUGGCAGCGAAUCACGGGAACAGGAACGAUUUUCACUGCUGCUUGAGAUCAACCAAGAACUGCUGUACGAGUCAAUGCAACUACAACACACUUUGACCGAGUUGAAGAAGGAAGCUGCGCCAACAGGAGAGGGUGACCCAGCGAGGAAGCCCUCGCAAGAGGAAACCGCAGUCCAACAGGACUACAGCCAGUAA